AUGGUGGGACGAUUCUGUCCCGAGUCCCCGCCAGGCUUUGUCCGGGUCGCCGCUACCAGCGCCGUCUCCCCAGACCCUCCAUCCGGGGAACCUCGCCCCGGGUGCGGGUACCGGGGGCCGCGCAGCGCUGCCUUGAGGGUGUAUGGAUGCACGGCGCCGGCGAGAGAGACCGGGGGCUGGGCCUGGGAGACCCUAGCGGGGGCGGGGGGCGAAGAAGGUAUGUUUAUUUAUUCCAAUGAAACAAUUACUGGAACAACUUCAAGUAACCCCUCCCAGAAUACUUCCAACUUUGGGAUUACCCCAAAUCCAACUAAUGCCACCACCAAGGCAGCUGGUGGUGCCCUGCAGUCAACAGCCAGUCUCUUCGUGGUCUCACUCUCUCUUCUACAUCUCUACUGUUAAGAGACUCAGGCCAAGAAACAUCUUCUAAACUUCCCCAUCUUCUAAACCCAAUCCAAAUGGUGUCUGGAAGUCCAACGUGGCAAGGAAAAACAGGUCUUCAUCGAAUCUACUAAUUCCACACCUUUUAUUGACACAGAAAAUGUUGAGAAUCCCAAAUUUGGUUGAUUUGAAGAACAUGUGAGAGGUUUGACUAGAUGAUGGAUGCCAAUAUUAAAUCUGUUGGAGUUUCAUGUACAAGAUGAAGGAGAGGCAACAUCCAAAAUAGUUAAGACAUGAUUUCCUUGAAUGUGGCUUGAGAAAUAUGGACACUUAAUACUACCUUGAAAAUAAGAAUAGAAAUAAAGGAUGUGAUUGUGGAAUGGAGAUUCAGUUUUCAUUUGGUUCAUUAAUUCUAUAAGGCCAUAAAACAGGUAAUAUAAAAAGCUUCCAUGAUUCUAUUUAUAUGUACAUGAGAAGGAACUUCCAGGUGUUACUGCAAUUCCUCAACAUAUUGUUUCGACAGCACUAAUUUAAUGCCGAUACGCUCUAGAUGAAGUUUUACAUUGUUGAGCUAUUGCUGUUCUCUUGGGAACUGAACUCACUUUCCUCUUGAGGCUUUGGAUUUGACAUUGCAUUUGACCUUUUAUGUAGUAAUUGACAUGUGCCAGGGCAAUGAUGAAUGAGAAUCUACCCCCAGAUCCAAGCAUCCUGAGCAACUCUUGAUUAUCCAUAUAGAGUCAAAUGGUAGGCAUUUCCUAUCACCUAUUUCCAUUCAACAAGAGCACUACAUUCAUUUAGCUAAACGGAUUCCAAAGAGUAGAAUUGCAUUGACCACGACUAAUUUCAAAAUGCUUAUUAUUAUUAUUAUUAUUAUUUUUUAGACAGUCUCACUUUGUCACCUAGGCUGGAGUGCAGUGGUGCGAUCUCAGCUCAUUGCACUCUUUGCCUCCCGGGCUCAAACGAUUCUCCUGCCUCAGCCUCCCAAGUAGCUGAGAUUACAGGCACCUGCCACCAUGCCCGGCUAAUUUUUGUAAUUUUAGUAGAGACAGGGUUUCACCAUGUUGCCCAGGCUGGUUUCAAACUCCUGACCUCAGGUGAUCCACCUGCCUUGGCCUCCCAAAGUGCUGGGAUUACAGGCUUGAACCCCCGCACUCAGCUGUCAACAUGCUUUUUAUUUCUGCAUAUGUUGAAUACUUUUUACAAUUAAGAAAAACGAUCUGUUGGGAAGGCAAAAUUACAAAUCUUGAAAUUAAGGCAAAAAUGUAAAGGAGUCAAAACUAUAAAUCAGGUAUUUGGGAAGUGAAGACUGGAAGCUAAUUUGCAUUAAAUUCACAAAAACUUUUAUACUCUUUCUGUAUAUACAUUUUUUUUUCUUUAAAAAACAACUAUGGAUCAGAAUAGCCACAUUUGGAACACUUUUUGUUAUCAGUCAAUAUUUUUAGAUAGUUAGAAUCUGGUCCUAAGCCUAAAAGUGGGCUUGAUUCUGCAGUAAAUCUUUUACAACUGCAUUGACACACAGAAACCUUUUUAAAAAUAGACACUCCCCGAAGUCUUUUGUUCGCAUGGUCACACACUGAUGCUUAGAUGUUCCAGUAAUCUAAUUAAUAUGGCCACAGUAGUCCUGAUGACCAAAGUCAUUUUUUUCCAUCUUUAGAAAACUACGUGGGAACAAACAGAUUGAACAGUUCUGAAGCUACUGUGUGUGUGAAUGAACACUCUUUUGCUUUAUUCCAGAAUGCUGUACAUCUAUUUUGGAUUGUAUAUUGUGUUUGUGUAUUUACGCUUUGAUUCAUAGUAACUUCUUAUGUUAUGGAAUUGAUUUGCAUUGAACAGAAACUGUAAAUAAAAAGAAAUGGCUGAAAGAGCAA
Molecule: messenger RNA, 2249 nt
Organism: Symphalangus syndactylus (siamang)
Lineage: Eukaryota; Metazoa; Chordata; Mammalia; Primates; Hylobatidae
Gene: CD24
Product: CD24 molecule
Biological process (GO): cell activation; regulation of cell-cell adhesion; cell adhesion
Cellular component (GO): external side of plasma membrane; membrane raft
Molecular function (GO): protein tyrosine kinase activator activity
Source: RefSeq, a predicted model, not a curated record